Cinara cedri is the source of this 3689-nucleotide messenger RNA. The record is from the annotation of a GenBank genome assembly. Lineage: Eukaryota; Metazoa; Arthropoda; Insecta; Hemiptera; Aphididae.
AUGAAUCAUGAAAACAGAAAAAGAAGAUAUUUCGAUAAAUUAAAAAAAGCUUCAUAUGAAUUAAGAAAUGAGAACAUUGGUGGUUUGGUAAAUUUAUUUUUAAGCUAUUAUUCAAAUCUUAAAAUAAAAAAACAUAAAAUUAUUAAAAAAGUAAAAACCAUGUUAAGUACUUACUAAUAGUGUUUUUACAAAUUGUUUCAUUGCAACAUACUUCUUGGGAAUUUUAUUCAUUCAUGAAAACUAACUGUCAUUUUUUGGAUUCUAAGUGUAGUGAGAUUUAUUAUUUUUUCUAUAUGUAUUUUAUUUUUUUGUAUUUUUUAUGUCUGUGUGUGAACAAUUUUUCUACCAGUAGUUUUUUUAAUAUUUAAGCAAAACAGAAAAAAACUUAGAAAGAACAUGAAAUUUUAUGAAACUAUUGUUUUUAUUAUUUUCAAUGUUGUUUUUUUGUUGCAAUUCAGUUAAAAUACUCUCUUAGAGACUUGAAAUUUUAUCAGAUAAAAUAAUAUUAGCCUUUUCUAGACAUGGUACAAUUUUAUUUAGUGUAAUUUGUACUAUUUAUGCUUGAAAUAAGUAUAUAGGAUACAAGAAUUUGAAUUGGUUAUUAUUUCAUUUUGAAGAGCCAUUUGAAGUGUAUAUUUUUAUGUUUCAACAAUACAAUGUGCUACAUGAAUUUCUAAAAAUUAUUUAAAAAUACUCUAUUUGUUUAAUGUUAUGUUUACAAUUUGUAAGAUAUUAAUAUAUUAAUUUAAUUAUUAAUAGGAUACUCAAAGUGAUAAUUCAUGGUAUGAAAGUCUUCGCCAGGAUGAUGAAUCAAAAAUAGAAGUUCAAAUUAAUGAUAUUUUGGUAAGUUUUUUUUACCUAUUACAUAGGUCAGUUAAAUAUUAAAUAAUAAUAAUUUUAUCAUUUAUUUUUAGGCUAAUCUAAAAUAUUAAUUUUUAUAACUUUACAUUUAUCUUACUAACUUUAGGCAAAAAUUCAACGCUACAAUAAAGUUAAUCCAUCAUCUUAUAUUACAAAAAAAGGACUAAGAAAUGUAAGCAUUUUAUCUUUUUACGAACUUUAAUUAAUAACAAUAUGUACCUAAUCCAUCUACUUACAAUUAAAAUUAAUUUUAGAUCAAUAGAGGUUUGCACCAGCGUGUUAUCCGGUCAAAUACAGUUCACAGAAGUUAGAAUAUUUAUUACAUUUAGUUCUUUUUGAAAUUCAAUAUUGAGCUAAUAUUAUUAUUAUAUAUUUUUAGAUCAAUUAACUAAUGCAAAUAAAAUGAAUAAUGAUGUACAAAAUGUAGAGAAUGUUAUUUCUUUUACAAAACCAAAACAGGAACUUGUGGAUUAUAAGGAUGACUCUGUGAAGUUUGGCCUUCCAAUUGCUAAUUCCACAAUAAAUAAUCUACAAUCACAACAUUUCUCAAUGUAAUAGGAAUUAUUAUAACUUUAAAAUUAUAUAACUAAUAGAAUCGAUUGCAUUAUUAAUUAAUUUGUUUUUAGUUUACAAAAACAAAAUGAUAAACCAAUAACUGGUUGUGAAAUAAAUAAACAUACAAUGGCUAAAAAAUCUCAAGUAUAUCAAAAUUCACCAUCUGACCUUACUAAGUAAUGCUAAAAUAUUUGAUUUCUGUAAUUUAUAAUAUAAGUAAUAAUUUUAAUUUUUUCAUUUUAAAGUUACUUAUUUUUAGGAUUAUAUCCCUGAUAGCAUUAAUAUAGUUAAUAAACAUGUAUUACUUUUUCAACAGUUUAUCAGGGUUUAAUUCUUCAAAAAUGACUAGAACAUCUGAUAUACGAGAAUUACCAAUUUUAUCGUCAGACUCUGUGAUAAAUAAAAAUAAACCUAUAAGUAAAAAAGAGAAAGCUAAAUUAAAUUUGGAAUUUUCCUAUUCACAUUUUGAUGAAAUAAAAAGAAUUUCCAAGAAUGGUUAUCUUAAUAAUGGUUUGUAUAUAGCUCCCAAAUUAAAUUAAUGUAAUUAUUUAGAUAUUUAAAUAUAUAUUACAUUUUUUAGAUUAUGUCUUAAGUAAAAUAAAACAAUCGCAAAUAGUUUCCAAAAAAAAGUGAGUAUUAUAUAUUAUAAAUCUUAUUAAAUCAAAAGUAUACAAUUUGUUAAAUUUCAGACAACAUAAACAGGAGGUAAAUGAUACAAAUUUAAUAAAUAUAUCAAUGCCGUUCAUUAAUGAUACAUUAGACUCAUUUAAAAUUACGUCAUCUAACAUUUCUAGUGACAGUGAUUUUGUAUUUAAACCACUGAUUAACUUUUCUAAUAAUGAAGGUAGGUAUGCAGUUAUCCAUUGAUGAAAUCAUGUUAAAUAAUAAAUAGUUAAGAUAAGUCAUUACCUUAGCGUGGCACAUGCUAUGAGUUUGACAAAUCUAAACUUCUGCUGAUGGAAAGCUCAGGUAGGUGAUUUUAAUAGACAUAUGGUAUCAUAGUACCUCUAUCUGUUGUAAGAAGUGAUAAAUAGGGUUUCGACAGGUCGAUAACCAGUAUAAAAUUCUGUCAAACAGUAUGAAGAGUUCUAAAUAAGACUUUGGUGUAUUUUCCCAUUUCAGAUGUAGGUGAAAAUAACAAGUGAGGGGAGGUACCAUAAUAUAUGAUGUUUGUAGAUAAUAUAGCUUUGUAAGAGAAAAUCUGAAAGUAGUUAACAAUAGGCUGCUUAAAAAAAUCGAGAAUAGCACUUACAGAAAAUGGAUUAAAAAUAAAUAGAAGUACACUAAUCCCUCGUUUAAUCCCACGGCUUUUUCAACCACAGUUGAGUCAGAAACACCCUUUAUUUAACUAUCCAUACAAUUCAUUGCUAUUAUAUGAGAAUGUUUUAAUUUGUUUUAGAUAAAAUUAGAUCAUUUUUAUGUAUAACUACAAAUAAAUAUUAUACCUUUAGAAAUAAAUACCAUGUAAAGUACACAUGUACUUUGCAGAUUUAAAAGCCUAUUGCAUACAGAGAACUUUAUAAUGACUUAUAAAGAAUAAAAGAAAACAGAUAUCUAUCAUAAAAAUUUUUUAUCCUUUUUAAUAUAUGUAAGUGUGUAUAAAUAAUUAAUUAAUUAAAACUUUGCUGGAACCUUAAUAUCUGCAGAUAACGGUGGAUUACUGUGUGUGGAGUACGUGUUUGGGGAAAUUAGAUAAGACUGCUUCUGAUAAUAUGUGUUUAUAGGUGAGGUUCAGAAUUAAGUACCCAGGGUCUUUUGUAUAAAAGAAUGAUGACUUACAUAAAGAUGUGAAACAUAUGAUUAAGUGUGAUUGGAUAAAGAUAUUAAAAGUGUUGUAUGUUUAAUGUGACAAGAGAAUUCCAAUGAGACUAAGAGUUAAGUUUUGCAAAGUGUAGUAGAGAUGAUAUUGGUUAGGUGGAUGAGUGGAGUGGCAAUAGAAGAUAGGAUUAGGAAUGAGUAAUUAAGAGGUAAUAAGAUGAUUUAAUAGUAGAAAAAAUGCCUUAAUAAUUAUAAAUAAUAAUUGUCCAAUCUAUUAUAUUACAGACAUAUUAUGCACUUCACAGUUUUCUGAAGAUAGUUUUGUUUGUUCUAACCUUGAAGAUUCAAUGGAUGAUGAUCAAUUUAAGUUACAAAUUAAUAAUGAAUGGUUUUCUUCACCAGACAGUAGUAUGAGUGAAAAUUAUAGUCAUUAUCAUAGACAAACACUUUAUUAUGAAUCAAACUUAACAAACCUUACAAGUUUCAAUUCAUCUUCAGAUGAUUCAUUAAAGUAA